Molecule: messenger RNA, 1698 nt
Organism: Nematolebias whitei (Rio pearlfish)
Lineage: Eukaryota; Metazoa; Chordata; Actinopteri; Cyprinodontiformes; Rivulidae
Gene: ubiad1
Product: UbiA prenyltransferase domain containing 1
Exons: 3
Coding region: 225-1301 (358 amino acids)
Biological process (GO): vitamin K biosynthetic process; menaquinone biosynthetic process
Cellular component (GO): Golgi membrane; endoplasmic reticulum
Molecular function (GO): prenyltransferase activity
Source: RefSeq, a predicted model, not a curated record
CGUUGCACUCGUGACGGAGGAAAUAAGCGAAAAGUGUCCAUGAAGUGUAGUAGGACUUUCAGCGGGCUUCUGUCACGAUUCUUCAAAACUGACACGUAAUCUGUCUCUGUCCAUGCCAGGUUCCGUGUUUUUAGAAAUAUGUUGGUGAGUGAGAAGAAUCCGAGCUCGAGUCGGACUUUGAGGACGUAGCAGAAACUCCAGACUAAAACUUGAGAACAUUGCUCAUGCUGUACAGUCCUUGCAGAGGAAUGGCUAAAGAACAGAGACAAAGCAGGGCAGAGACAUUGGUACUGGCUGAAUCAAAUGGUCAUAAUGGUGCACAGUGGGAACCUGAUGUGAACAACUCGCAGCAAAGCCACCCUGCUGCAACCAAGCACACGUUGAGGAUGGCCCGCGUGACCUCAGACGUCAGACAUAAGUGUGCGGCCUACGUGCUGGCUCUGAGACCUUGGAGCUUUAGUACUUCGCUCACACCCGUGGCUCUCGGUAGCGCCUUGGCGUACAAACUGGAAGGCUCUGUUGACCUGGUCGUCCUGAUGGUGUGCGCCAUGGCUGUCCUCGUCGUCCACGGAGCAGGAAACCUUGUUAACACCUACUAUGAUUUCUCUAAGGGAAUCGACCAUAAGAAGAGUGAUGAUAGAACUCUUGUGGAUGAAAUUCUGGUGCCCCAGGAUGUUGUCAUGUUUGGCGCUUUGCUAUAUUCUUUUGGGUGCUUGUGUGCCACUCUGCUCUACUUCCUGUCUACACUUAAAUUGGAGCAUCUCGCUCUUAUUUACUUUGGAGGACUCUCCAGCUCUUUUUUAUACACUGGAGGCAUCGGCCUCAAGUACGUGGCCCUAGGAGACAUAGUAAUCCUCAUUACCUUCGGCCCUCUGGCUGUCAUGUUUGCCCACGCUGUGCAGGUGGGCUACCUGUCGGUGCUGCCGCUGGUCUACGCUGUGCCGCUGGCCCUCAACACAGAGGCCAUCCUCCACAGCAACAACACAAGAGACAUGGACUCGGACAAGCAAGCGGGAAUCGUCACCCUGGCCAUCCUUAUAGGCCCAACGCUCUCUUACGUCCUCUACAACCUCCUGCUCUUUGUCCCGUAUGUGCUGUUCUGCAUCCUCGCCACCCGUUACACCAUCAGCAUGGCUCUGCCUCUGCUCACGCUGCCCAUGGCCUUCCCCAUGGAGAAACAGUUCAGGAGUCGAUGUUAUGCCAAGAUCCCGCAGAAAACGGCCAAGCUCAACCUCCUCAUGGGACUUUUCUAUGUUUUCGGGAUCAUUCUGGCACCUCCUGGCAGCUUGCCGUUACUGUGAUCUGUUAGAUUUUGACGUUUCAUACUUGUGUUUUAUUUACUGUCUAGUUUAACAUAGUUCUGUGUAUUUGUACAAAUCAGUCUGAAGGCUUAUGCUGGCUUUAAUUUAUUAAUUUAUGAGCUGAACGGGGCUCCUCUCGAACAGAUCGACGCAGGUUUCUUUGCAGUAUUAAGCCGUUCACAGUGUGUUUAAAUUAAGAAACGUUUGUCAUUUUAAAGGAGUGGACUGUUCAGAAGCCACUUGCUGGAUUUGUAGUUCUUAAAGAUACAAUACCAAACAUUGCCACAAACACAAUAAAGUCAGAAACUAUGUAUGGUACAUAAUUAAUUUGAUUGUUGGCAUUUUAUUUGGAGAGCCAGGUAGUUUUAUUUGAUUGUAAUAAAAACUCACUGACACU